GCACCGACACUUGGGUGUGCACGCACUGAAGUUCACAUGGUGCAGAAAGCUCCCCGCGAGUUUCCUCAGGUGUCUUCCGUCAAGGCAGCCUGGGGGGUAGGGGGGGCUGACCUCGUCCAGAGCGCAUGCGCGGGCCAUCUGCGCUAGAGCUGCACCUGCGAAACAGGCAGCACGUGCCAACCAGGGUAUGUAAGGGCGGGAGCCAGGACACCAGGUGCCAGAGACUCUGCAGGUCACGGAGCCUAGAAAAUGAACUCCUCUUCAGAAAACAAUGCACAUUUUGAGGGCGGUAACGCCAGACCGUUUUUUUAUGUGCAUGCCGUGGGCCAGCAGACUUACCCGAGUCCUUGGUACCAGAAUCCCAGCUAUAAUCCGUUCUGUGUUCCUGGGGCAGGUUUCAGAAAUGGAAGUCUGUAUUUCCCAUAUUCAGUGAUACUCAGUGAGUCUCCUGGCUUCCUCAUCCCUCAGUCUCCGUUGCCCACUGCCCUUAACCGAAGACCUAUGUUUUGUAACACAGCACAGUUCCAGCAGUGUAGUGGCUAUGGAAAGAAAACGAAGACGAAAGAGACUCAGACUGAACCUCAUCAGGCUGAAAACAAGACUCAGAAACAAGACACCCACUCAGAAGGUGAUAUGGUGACCAGUAUCCCAACUUCUAAUAGUGACACAGAAACUGAAAACAUUCCUCAAGCAACAGAUGGGGUUUUGUCAUCUGUUGCCCAGAAGCAGCAGCUAUCUGGUGAGAGCCCUUUUCCUAACACUGUAUAUAGAGCAUCACCUCAAGUAAACUAUGCAUCUGAGAAAGGGAAAGUGGGGCUAGAACAACGCAAAGGAUCCCCUGUAACACAGUUCUGGAAGACUUUGAAGGAAACUAUCCAUUUGUAUGACCUGGCUUAUGGUAAAGCCAUGCCAGACAUCAUGGUGCAGCACGGUGGGAUUUCACAGAGUUCUCGGGAGAGUAGAAGUGUGCUUCAUAACCGUCACGAGGGUGCAGAUGGCAUUAUGUGUAAAGAUGAAGAAAGCACUCUGUGGUCGGAACAGUGUCAUGGUGUAAGACGUGAUGAGGUGGUGAAGUCAGGCUCCAUCGUGGACAUGAACUUGGGUAAAGAAAAAGGCUAUGCGGCUGUUCUCCAAUUCCUGUCCUCUCUAGAUGAAGCAAAAGACAGAGAUGAAAUCCAGGAUACUCUGAAUUCCAAUCUGUGCCAGUCUUCUGGAGAUGGCGAUAAGCUCCAGCAGGAAAGGCCAGUCUGCUCCAGCAAUAAAGCCAUUGAGGACCUCAGCCUAGAGUCCAAAAUCUGGAGUCCCAUUCACUUUGGGGAAAGCAUGCUAGACAACAGUAGUGGGGGCCGUGGCUUCCCUGUGAAAGUGGGCAAAGGUGAAGUUGUAGAGAGCAACAGCUACCCUGAGAAUUAUGUCCUCCCCUCUACCUCCCUCACCCAGUUCAGCCAUGUCGAUGAAGGCAUUCAGUGUGAUGUGAGCCAGUGGCAGGAUGCAGAGCAUGAGAAAUCUCCUGAGCCCUCAUCAGAGAGCAGAAAGGCAACAGAAGAAUUCAGAUGUGGAGAACUGGAAGAGGUGGUAGAGAGGAACAGCUGCUCAAAGUAUGUGUCUAGCUCUGCCUGUUUGGCUCAGAUGAAUAGCAGGCGGAUAGAUGAAGGGAUUCAGUGUGAUAGGAGCUGGUGGCAGGAUGCACAUCUGGAGAGAUCCCUUGAGCAAAUGCCUUCCAACGAUGAAGAGUCAUUUCCAGAUUGCAAGACUAAGGGAUCACGGAGAAGGACCAUCAGGAAUGGGAGACUGAACACAGAUGAAGAAGAAAUGACCAUGAAUGAUGAGAUUGAGGAGGAGGAUCAUGAGAACUUCAAGAAGUGUGCAAAGAUUAAAAAAACUGUGAAAGGCAGGAAGCAGAAGUCCCUGAGAAACUUCUCAAGUGGGAACACAGUCUAUUUAUUGAAGAAAAAUGGUGCCUUGAACACUGUACUUCCCAACGAUUCAGAAGACUGUGAUUUGGAAAAGGAAGCUGAAGAUGAAAUGUAUGAGAUAGAAUGCCUCUUGGAAGAAGUUAGUCCACUGGGCUGUGUGAUGUCUUCCAAAGGGAAGAUUUAUGGCGAGGUUGGCAGGAUCAUCAGGAUGCCAGCUGAGUGCUCUCUCCCUCCCCAGCUUAUUGUGUGGCGCACCAGAAAAAAGUACAGGUUAAAGCUUGAGGAAUACGAGAGCAUCCCUGUGGUGUGCAAAGUAACAGGACAGGAUGGCAGGUUCCGAGGAGAACGUACCAUGGCUGUACAGGAGGGACUGGAGUCCAAGAGAGUCUCUCCCAAGCCCUGGGAAUGAAACAAAUUGCUGUGUUCCAGCUACAUAGAAGAGCUAAAUAGUACAUCAUCAUGAUGGCCUAGAACACAGGAUUAUCCCUUGAUUUGAACUAAGAAAACAAUUAUACCAACAUAAAGAAAAUGUGACAUUAUAAAGCCUCUGGAAUUAAAAGAACUAAAACAACAA
Mustela erminea (ermine) is the source of this 2490-nucleotide messenger RNA. RefSeq lists its product as uncharacterized. The transcript has 4 exons. The record is from RefSeq and is a predicted model, not a curated record. The coding region runs from base 250 to 2325 and encodes 691 amino acids. Lineage: Eukaryota; Metazoa; Chordata; Mammalia; Carnivora; Mustelidae.